GUUUCCAAAACCGGAUAUAUUGAUCGAAUGAAAUAUGCUCGCAAUCUAUUAGAUAAUCAAGAUUUUAUUAUUAGCCCGAUCCAGCCCAAUGUUCAGACCCAAGCCUAUUCUGCGUAGUUCCUCCUUAAACCCUUUUCUUUAGAACUGUUUGCCAGUAAAACCCUUAUUCUUCAUUUUCUUAAUUCAUCAUCAUCAUCUUUAUUAUUGUAUAUGAUCAAUCAGUAAUGGCUUUUUUAAGAAGAUUACAAACAAUUCGUACACUUUUUCCGAAAUUUCAAUAUCCAAAUUCUCCUCCAUAUCUGAUUGGGAGCUCGAAAAACGAUUAUAGCUGUUUUUCGAAUGCUUUGGAACUUAAAUCCCGGACAAUUUCGUUCUGCCCGUAUAACAGUCAUGAUGUUCUUCCUUGGGUUUAUGGAAGUACCAUGACUCUUCGUUCUUCAAUGGCUAUGGAGAUGCCAAUUUUUGUAAAUGACAAGAGGUUACUAUCAACACAGGCACGGCCUCCCUCACAAGCAAGACACAUGGGGGCUCUUAAAGUUUCUAUGACAAGCCCGGGAUUCAUCUAUGAACCCUAUGCUCCUCGUGAACGAAUUCCAUUCUGGAGAAGGUGGUUCACAAAAAGUGGUUGGCAAAGAACAAAAGCAGAUAUUAUUCUGGAGCUCAAAAGUGCCUAUGCCAUAUCUAAGCUAAGAAAAUCUGGAUACUCAAAACAUGAGUUCUACAAGGAAGCAGUUGACUUGUACAAAGAGAUAAACACAAUGAUGGCAAAUGCUGACAAAAAUUCAUUGAGGAAAGCAGUUACAGAGAAAAUGUUUUCUGAACUCAAGAAUGAAAUUAAACAAAGAGAAUCUAUGUGGAGUAAGAUUUAUUGGGAACUAGUUGAACCCGUAGUUAAAAUACGAACUCUGCGUGCUCGGUUGAUUGGUGUUGAUCGAAAUGACCUCAAAAAAGUAUUUAUACAGUUAACCCUCGAGUUACUGACAAAACAGAAAUUUGAAGCCUGUGACUCAAAAGGCACCAUUGUUUCUGGAGACAAAUCAAAGGAGCCUGCUCAUCCAUAUUACUUGAACCCUAAAACAACACUCCCAUUUUUCAGCAAGCUGCAUUGCAUAGCUCCAAUUUACCAAUCUAUCUUGCCCCUCAAUACUCGCUUCUUAACUACUCAAAACUAUGAAUCUGAUUCCUUUCCUGACAAACCUACUGCCGUCUACUAUGAUGAUCGUGUCAAUGCUGCUGGCCUUGAAGGAGACUUUGAUACGCUUCGCUACCUCCUCAACAAGCGUAUUAGAGACUGCUGCUGCAACACCGUCAACACCUUUAAGUUCAUCACAAACACUGACGACUCCCUCUCUUCUCUGGAUGAUCUCAUUCAAACCCUGGCCCGCCUUGACAAUGGUUUUCCUCGGACAAGUGCAUUCAACGCUCUGAUUGCCCGUCUAUGCAAACUAGAACGAAUUGAGGAAUCGUUGCACAUUGUGGACAUCAUGGAGCGCGGGCAGUAUGGCUUAAACACAUGUAGCUUUCACCCCAUACUAAAUUCUCUUACGCAUAAGAAGAAGAUGGAGGCUGCCUGGGAAGUGAUAGAAAAAAUGAAGGCAGUUGGAGUUUCACCCGACCUAACGUCAUUCAAUUAUUUGUUAACUGCAUAUUGUUAUAAUGGAAAUGUAAAAGAUGCUAGUAAGGUGAUGAAGAAGAUUGAAGAGAUGGGGUUAGGUGCUGAUUCGCGCACAUAUGAUGCAUUGGUGUUGGGCGCAUGUAGGGUGGGAAAAGUAGAUGCCGCUUUGAUGCUGUUGAGGACAAUGGAGGACAAUGGAGAGCACAUGUUAUAUUCUACACAUGUGCAUGUUAUCAAUGGAUUACUGAGGCUGGGCUACUAUUUCCAGGCCAUAAAAUUUGUGAAGAUUUUUGGAGGGAGAGAUAAGUCAUUGGAUGUACACAGUUUUGGGGUACUGGCUAGUAAGUUGAUUAACAUGAAGAGGGUUGAUGAAGCUAAGUUAGUUUUGGAGGAAAUGGAGGAAAGGGGUUUGAUAAUGGGUGAAAAGUUGAGAAAUUACUACAACUUGAAUGUUAAAAAUGUCAAAUAGUUUCUAUUUUGGCUCAUUAAGAAUUUCCAAUUUCUGAGGUUCUCUAUGUAGGUGCUACUAGGUGGUCUGGGCAUGAGAGGCACUCCCGACGGAGGAGUUAAGUGACAGAACAUGCACGACCCAAUUCAUCGUCCUUCCUCUCUUUGUAGUUAAGGAAACUGGUGCCAUUUUUCUUUUCCUUUGGAAGUCUAGCUGGUAGUUAUAUACAGAUUACAGUUCUGCUCUCAAGGAAAUGAUUUGGAUAUAAAUCAGAUUGUAUAUGAUUUGAGAAUUUAGAAGUCAACUUCUGUUCAUAUGCAUAAUGAAUGGGAUUAAUUGAGGAGAUACUGAUAUGAAGUUCUGUAUCCCUUUUGAGUUAUGGGAAACAUAGAAUGGUCAAACUAUGUUGAAUAAUAGCUUUCUCUUGUAUGAAUAAGCUUUUGUUCGAAAUAUAAGCUUAGUUCUA
Messenger RNA from Mercurialis annua (annual mercury), 2529 nucleotides. RefSeq names its product pentatricopeptide repeat-containing protein At3g56030, mitochondrial. Bases 225 to 2084 code for a protein of 619 amino acids. NCBI's taxonomy places the organism in Eukaryota, Viridiplantae, Streptophyta, Magnoliopsida, Malpighiales, Euphorbiaceae. Gene Ontology annotation, cellular component: mitochondrion. The record is from RefSeq and is a predicted model, not a curated record. The transcript is spliced from 12 exons. Gene Ontology annotation, molecular function: protein binding.